ACAGCAGCUAACACCCUUAUCCAAACACAACUCAUAUCAAGUUACUUAAACCUGUUUGUACCGGGUGCAACCCACUCGUUUAUCAUUAUGAUGCCCCAUAAGUGUUAGUGUCAGGGAGCUUUCUUAACAAAGGUUAACCAGAUCUUUCAAACAAUAAAAUCGACAUAAGUCACAGGCAAGGCACCACUUUUCCAAGGGAUGACUAGCGUUAAUUUCAUCUUAACUUAUUCCAUCUUAUAAAACAUAACUGUGGACACACUGAUAUUAUAACCCGCUAAACCCAGGCCAAGUUAAUCGAGUUCAAGGAAAAUCGAAGUGUCCCCAGGUCUACGAGUCGAGCACAGAUUCCACUGAGUAAAAAUGGCGGAUGAUAAGGAUCCUCUGAAAAGGUUAAAGGACCUGACGCAGCUCAAACACCAGCUGGAGGAGAUCCAGAGGCGAGUGGAGAGCGAGGUCUCACUGGGAAUUCCUCAGGGGAGCUCGGUGUUGGGAUCUCCAUUUCUGAAGGGCUUUCUGGCCGGCUACGUGGUGGCCAAGCUUCGCUCCUCUGCUUUCCUGGGAGUGCUGCUGGGAACGAUCACCGGCAUUUACGCGGCACAGAACUACCAAGUGCCCGACAUCGAAAGGACCGUGAAGCAAUAUAUGAACGGCUUUAAAAAAGGGCCGAGGUAAU
Messenger RNA from Pungitius pungitius (ninespine stickleback), 673 nucleotides. Its product is annotated as SLC35A4 upstream open reading frame protein. The transcript has 3 exons. The record is from RefSeq and is a predicted model, not a curated record. NCBI's taxonomy places the organism in Eukaryota, Metazoa, Chordata, Actinopteri, Perciformes, Gasterosteidae. Bases 361 to 672 code for a protein of 103 amino acids.